GUCCCGCCUCUACCGCCCAGCGGACGCCGCCACCGCCGCCGCCGCCGCCGCCGCCGCGCACCUAGCCAGGUCCCUGAGGGGCGGGCAGGUGAGGCCUAGGGGUGCCGAUCCCUAGUGUCGACUAUGCGAGAUCUGAUUCCGGAGCUGCCAUGAUUGAAGUGGUAGCAGAGCUGAGCCGGGGUCCUGUAUUUUUGGCUGGGGAGGCGCUGGAGUGUGUAGUGACCGUCACCAACCCCCUUCCCCCCACGGCCACUUCUGCAUCCAGUGAGGCCCUGGCCUGGGCCAGUGCCCAAAUCCACUGCCAGUUCCAUGCCAGUGAGAGUCGAGUAGCACUGCCUCCUCCUGACUCUAGUCAGCCAGAUGUCCAGCCCGACAGCCAGACUGUCUUUCUGCCACACCGAGGUGAGAGGGGCCAGUGUAUUCUUUCUACUCCACCAAAAAUUCUAUUCUGUGACCUGAGGCUUGAUCCUGGAGAGUCCAAAUCAUACUCCUACAGUGAAGUGCUGCCCAUAGAGGGACCACCCUCCUUUCGGGGUCAGUCAGUCAAGUACGUCUACAAACUGACCAUUGGCUGCCAGCGUGUCAACUCCCCUAUCACUUUACUCAGAGUCCCUCUGAGGGUUCUUGUGCUGACUGGCCUUCAGGAUGUCCGGUUUCCCCACGAUGAGGCUGUAGCCCCAUCCAGUCCAUUCUUGGAGGAGGAUGAAGGUGGGAAGAAAGAUUCAUGGCUAGCUGAGCUGGCUGGGGAACGCCUAAUGGCUGCCACAUCCUGCCGCAGCCUCCAUCUAUACAAUAUCAGUGAUGGCCGAGGGAAAGUUGGGACAUUUGGCAUCUUCAAAUCUGUGUACAGACUUGGCGAGGACGUGGUGGGGACCUUAAACUUAGGGGAAGGAACCGUAGCUUGUUUGCAGUUUUCAGUCAGCUUACAGACCGAGGAGCGUGUACAGCCUGAGUACCAGCGGCGACGUGGGGCAGGGGGUGUCCCCUCUGUGUCGCAUGUGACUCACGCCCGGCACCAGGAAUCCUGCCUACAUACAACUAGAACCAGCUUCUCCCUCCCAAUCCCUCUCAGCUCCACCCCAGGCUUCUGUACAGCCAUUGUGUCCUUGAAGUGGAGAUUGCAUUUUGAAUUUGUAACGUCCAGAGAACCAGGAUUGGUACUCCUACCCCCUGUGGAACAGCCCGAACCUACCACCUGGACAGGACCUGAGCAAGUACCUGUAGACACCUUCAGCUGGGACCUCCCCAUCAAGGUGCUGCCUACUAGCCCCACCCUGGCCUCAUAUGCUGCCCCAGGCCCCAGCACCAGCACCAUAACCAUCUGAAACUGGCCCACCCUGGUGCUAGUUCCUUCCAGAUACUGAGAACUCAGCACCUGGACUCUAAUGGGACCCACUUUUUCCACCUGGGGUCCAAUGUCGUGGACAGUGAGAGUCGGGCUUUCAGCUAUAGCAUUAAUUUAUUUGUUCAGAAUACAUUGGCAGCUGCUAGUGGUUUCCCUGGAAGUGGCAGCAGCAGUGAGCAGUCAGCAGAUGGAUGAUCAGUUGAGUCUAGCUGGAGUGGGGAGCAGGAGCCCCAGGAACAGGGGUGUUGGCUGAGCCCCAUUCUGGGUCAGGCCCUCCCCCUUUGCAGGGCAGCCGAGGGUCAGAUUUUUGCACCAAGGAGAACUGGCAGGUUCCUGCCUCCUGACGUACCUCACACCCAGCCGGGAAGUCGAUGGGAUGCUGGGACCUGGGGAACCAAGGAUGGGGGAAGGAGUCAGCACAGUGAAAGGCUGCCUUUAUCCCUGCCCACAUGUUCCCUCUCUCACAGUUUUCCCCCCACAGAGCCCCUUUCAGUGGCCCCUUGGUCCUCCUAACUAAGCUGUCACCUACCAUAUGUGGGCCUUUUUGUUUUAUAACAGGAGUAUUUUCUCUCCAGGUCCACCCCAACCUCCCCUGAUUUAUAGCCUGAAGCCUUAUCUUUCACACUAGUGUUGGUCCCUUCAGGUUUGGCCCAUCUUGUAUUGCUCUUCUGUUCAUUCUUACAUCACAGCAAUCUAGUCACUCCCUGGUCAUCCCUCAGUCACUUAUAUCAGAGUCAUUCUCUCUGGCCAUCUUUGGUCACUCACGUGUCACAGCAGCCCACGCCAACAGGAUGCAGACAGGUGCAAUGGAAACAGUCCUUGCGGAGCCAAGACUCGCCCAGGGUGAAAUAUUUCCCCUCAUAGUGACAGGGGGCUAGGGAAGAAUGGGAAAUGUUAGUAGGUGUAGGAGUGCUGAUGAGAAGCAGAGGCUCUCCUGGUCUGGGGUGGAGACAGUAAGUAUGCACUAUCCCCGUAUUUAGUUUGUCUUUCCUGUUUCACAGCUGGAGGGAGCCUGGGUAUUUUGACACGGGAUCAUCUGUAAGGCCCCAUCCUCCCUGUGCCCUCUCUGCUGCUCCUCCAUUCCUAAUGCUUCACCCCACUUUACCUUGAGCUUGGAAGUAGCACUUGCUGUAGACUCCUGGGUGCUGGAGGAGUAGAGACAUCACCAAGCAGAUGAUCCCCCAGCCUCCUAGGAUCCCCUUGGCCUGUCCAGCCCAGAGCAUCCUUAGGGCCAUUGCUGCUGCACAGCCCUCUCAGACCCUUCUUGGCCUCUGCUCAGCUACUCUGGUCUUGACUCCUUGACUUUGCUUUGCGUUGCUCCUUGAGUCUUAGUUUCUCUCUUUCUCCCCUGGGCUCCUGUCUCACACUAUCUCCCUGCCCUCUGCUCUCACAGGCUGGGGAUGUUUAUAAAGUGAGGACCCUGGCCCCCUGCUGAGUAGAGCUGGAAAAGUUGUAACUCUGUUUCCUGAGGUGAGGGCAUGAAAACAAGAGGUCUAGCUUUAACAAGCUGUGAGAGCUGAUUCAUGCCCCGGCACAGCUAGAGGGAGGGAGGUGGCCAUGGAGGGGGCACUGGACUGGGCACUUCCCCAGCAAGGAGGCAGGAGGGGUGAGGGCCCCCACGUGGUCCCCAGAUCUCUUCCCUGACCUGGAGAGAAGGAAGCAUUCCACCUUCCCCCUUUCUCCCCCACUGCCACCACCAGGGGUGUGUAUGCUGGGAUCCCUGCCUGGACCGGAGGGAGGCAUUUCCUGGGGAUGGUUAAUCCUGUGCCCCAGCCAAACCCAGGAGCUGCAAUAGGGUGCGACGGCCAGAGGCUCCAGGAGAGUGAGCAGGCACCUGGAGUGGAGACUGUGUUUCCCUCAGAUCCUAGGGCAGGGUUUCCCUAAUGUAUCCAAGAAAUAGGGCUGCCCCUCAGAGAUGGUGGGGAGGGUCUCUUUUCCUCAGGCAUUCCAGAGGUGAACUGUCCAUUGCUUAUCACCUUCAAACAUACAGCAGAUGUGGGAUCACCCCACAUCUGGGGAUGGUUCUUUCCCCUUUCAAAGAGGAGCAUCUCUAAGUGCCCUGAUGGGAUGAAUCACUCCAGGUUCACAGAGGUGUCCUCUCUUUCCUCCCAUAUAUAAUGGAGUGAGGUUUUUAGGAAUUUAUCAUUUGGCAUCCUCUGAGUUUCCCACAGGUUCUGGAGGAGCCCAGGAUGGAUUAUUGAGAGCAUGGGCUGUAGAGACAGUCUUCUUGGAUUCAGAUCCUGACUCCACUUAGCUAUGUAACCUGGUCAGAUUACUUCACCUCUCUGAGCCUGUUUCCUCAUCUAUAAAUUGGGGAUAGUAAUGCCAACUCAUUGGGCUGUUAUGAGGAUUACUGAGAUAAUGCGUGCAGUGCUCUUAUCACCAUCUCUGGUGCGUAAGCGUCGGGAAAUAGCAGUUGCUGUGAUUGGGGCUAAAGCUCUGAGGCAAAAUGGGUGACAUUAUUUUCUUUGAAUGACAUUAAGCAGUUUGUGCAUAGCUGAGGGCUUCUAUUGGGGAUGGCUGUCUCCUGGCAUAGACCUCUGCACCUUUCACACUCAUACUCCUUGUCAGCAGUCCCCAACCUUUUUGGUACCAGGGACCGGUUUUGUGGAAAACAAUUUUUCCACCAGUGGAUGGAGGGGGAUAGCAGCAGGGAGAUGAUUUUGGGAUGAAACUGUUCCAUCUCAGAUUAUCAGGCAUUAGAUUCUCAUAAGGAGUGUGCAAUCUAGAUCCCUUGCAUGUGGAGUUCACAGUGGGGUUUGCACUCCUGUGAGAAUCUAAUGUCUCUGCUGAUCUGCCAGGAGGAGGAGCUCAGGCGGUAAUGCUCACUUGCCUGCCGCCCACCUCCUGCUUUGUGCUCCCGCUUCCUAACAGGCCACAGACUGGUACUGGCCUGUGGCCUGGGGGAUGGAGACCUCUGCUCCAUGUCACCUUUCCCACCUCUUUCAAAAACAGGUACCUCCAGGAACAUUUUGGUUUUGGCCCUUGUAUUGACUUCCGAAUGUCUAGUUUGAGAAACUGUUCCCAAUAAGCCUUCUUCCCCCAGAUCUGCACCCUCGCCUCUACCCUAGGACAAGGUGUCCUUUUCUCAUCAUCCUGCCAGGCUAACUUUAAGUCUCCUGCUUUUUCUCACUUGGAUUCGGAUCCAUUUCUUCCUAUUUCCGCUCAUGUGAACUCUCCAGUUCUCCUUUCUCACCACUCUCCUGCUAGCCAUCUCUUUGGCACUAAAGGCCCUGGUCAAAUUGGAUUUCUUUCAUUUUUCCACACUUCAAAGACCCAUGUUCCAGGUAUUCUCCAUAGGGAUAGUCUCUUUGGCAUUUAUUUGGUUUUUCUACGUUUUCAGUCCCAUUUACUCCAAGACUCACUCCCUGCCACCUAGUGCAUCAGAUACAGCUACUUCUGGCUGACUUUUCAAGAGGGACCACCCUACCUGUCAUCUCUUCACUGUUCAGAAAUGACUGUGUCAGUGCACCUCAAACUCCCUUGCUGUCCUUUUCCAAGGAGACAGCUAAGGUGGAUGGAGAUGCAGAAUGGACCUCACGUUCGCCCUAGUCAGGACUGAUACCCUUUCCGUUUCAGAGGAUUGCCAAGAAAAAACUCACAGUUGAAGCGGGGUGCUCUGAGGUCGGCUGCGGUGUGGGAGGCACGGCCUGGGCCUGCUCUCUGGGCUGGAGCAGGUGGAUUCGAAGGCCUGUCUAGCACGGGGGCCCAAAGGUCUUGUCAGUGGCCAGUAGCUCUGCCGCCUUUCCCAGAGAGGGGGUCCAGGGGACAUCCUGGAAGGCUGGGCCAUGGGCCACCUUCUGCUCUUGCAAGCUAGAGCCAGCCCAAUAGGGGGCGGAUGUGAGUGGGGAGCUGGGGCGCAUGAAGGUGGGGGUGAUGCCGAAGGGGAAGGGAUCCCCAGUGGGGAUUGGUGCGUGUGCAGAAACGGGGACAGAAGUGAAGGUUCAUCGCCUGUAACGAAGAUGAGGUAGGCAUAUAGGGGCUUCUGGAAAGCUAGAGGCUGGGCUGAGCCAGGAGUCCUCUCCCAGAAGUUGGGGGGCGGUGCAGAGGUGUGGGUCGAGCCCGCAUGCGUGCCUGCUGGGGAGGGGGUGAGUGGUGAGGACCAGGCCCGCUGGGUCCUGGGGGCGCGGUGGCUGGCGCGCAGGUCCCGGAGGGGGCAGCUGGCGAGCACUACACGCUUGGGGACAAGGAAAACAUCCGCCGGAGGCCCGGCCGGGCGGCGCUCCAUCCUCGGGGCAGGUGCGCGGAGAGGAAGUGAGAGCAUUCCGGCCCCCCCACCCCAACCCCGGCCGCUGGCCCUCCGGUGAGUCACAGCCGACCCCCGCCGCCGGAGGGAGAGGGGAGCUGCGGGCCAGAGCCCCGGAGGGUCUGGAGGAGCCAGGAGGGUUUCUGGGAGCAGAGGGUCACUUAGUGGGCUUCUGUCGUGGUGUCGCUACGGGCGCGAAACGGACACUGAACACAGUCUGACUGAAUGGAGGCAGGUGGGGAGGGAUCCCCUGGGAGAGCUUGGCGGGCAGCGAGCAGACCCCAGGGCAAGGAGGGGCCCCCGAGGGGGAAACCGGGAGUCGGGCAGGUGGCGAAACCCAGAAAGGGAAGGACAGCCGGAUUGAUUGGGGUGAGAGAGGAAGGAAGCACGCCAAGUUAGGCCUGGGAGAACUGAGGGACCUGAGGAGGGAGGAGGGAGACCAACAUAGGGUGGGAAGGCGGAAAUGGCCAAACCCCGGGCAUCAGGUCUGUCCAGAGGCUGACGUAGACAGUGAAGGGUAGGUUUUAGGAGUAGGGGGAGUUAUGAUUAUUUGGUUACAUUUUGGGAUUAUUUGGUCUCACAGGUAGAAGGGAGCCUGCUGGUCUCUGUGUAACGGAUGGCUUAAAAGCAAGGUUGUCUGCGUCUUGGAUUACUGUCUGCCAUUCAGCCUUUGCCAAAAAAUUUGGCACUGAUCUGCACAUUUUUAUAGUCAUUUAAAAUUGUAUGACUCUGUCAAAUGAUUUAAGUAAUUUUGGUGGAUUUUUAAAAAUAAAAAAAUAAAAAUAGAAAAGUUGCACAA
Gorilla gorilla gorilla (western lowland gorilla) is the source of this 6390-nucleotide messenger RNA. It is a transcript of the gene RGP1, whose product is annotated as RGP1 homolog, RAB6A GEF complex partner 1. Lineage: Eukaryota; Metazoa; Chordata; Mammalia; Primates; Hominidae. The record is from RefSeq and is a predicted model, not a curated record. Bases 150 to 1325 code for a protein of 391 amino acids. The transcript has 9 exons.